Molecule: messenger RNA, 2511 nt
Organism: Aspergillus terreus NIH2624
Lineage: Eukaryota; Fungi; Ascomycota; Eurotiomycetes; Eurotiales; Aspergillaceae
Product: PA and RING finger domain protein
Exons: 2
Coding region: 1-2511 (836 amino acids)
Source: RefSeq, a predicted model, not a curated record
AUGCGACCGCCGCGUUUGCUUCUCCUUGUCUUCUGCUUCAUCUUCUUUCCUAUCUUCCUCACCUUCUUUUCCGCUCUGACAUCAUCUCCGCGUGUGACUACCCCCAGUACGUUCGCUGGUCGAGCCACGGGUUUUCAUGCGCUGUUCUCCUUUAAUAUCCCUUCGUCUCUAUUCCCUCCCUCCGCGGUCAUCAGUCUCACCGAUGAUAAUUCCACCUUCUUUCUAGCCAGACCUGCCGCGUUUGGCCCCCUCCUGCCGGAUAACGGUCUCAGUGGCCAACUAUGGGUCGGGAGUGGUUUCGGCGAUCGAACCGCCGCGGGAGCUGAAGGGGAGCUAGGCUGUUCAGAUAUUCCGGGCUGGGGCGAAGGUGAUUCUCAUCGACAGGUCGAUAAGACAAGUCCCGCGGAUAACGCCGGGGGAAGAUCGGGGACCGGGGUCGGGAUCGAGUCGACUGGAUCGCAACCCCACCGGGACUCUCCACUAGAUUCUGGACUUCACCACAGUACUACAGAUGCUACAUCCCCGUGGUCCAACGAUGGCACCGAUGAUCACCUGCACCAUCCUCUCCCAGAAUCGGAAGUGGCCGACCCAAGUGCUGCGGAGCAGCAUACCGAACCUUUCCUGAACAAGCAAACCGCCCAUGCAGAUAUACAGUCCCUCCAGGAAAGCGCCGAGAUUAAUGGAAAAGUCGUCUUGUUGAGUCGCGGUGGCUGUGGCUUCCUCGAGAAGGUCAAAUGGGCUCAGCGGCGUGGAGGUAUUGCUCUGAUUGUUGGUGAUGAUACCCGGGGUGGAAGUCUGGUCACAAUGUAUGCCCGAGGCGACACCUCUAAUGUCACUAUCCCCGCGUUAUUUACGUCACAUACUACGGCGCAACUGCUAUCAUCCCUUGUUCCUGCACAGGACGAGGAUAUCAUUGCGGAUGAAAGCCCUGCGGCAAAGCUAUCCACCCAUGGCGCCAAACAACGAGUCGAGUCGACGACCACUACAACGGCUGUCUCGUCUCCAACAUCGACCCGCUCCGCCGCCACAGGCACCCCCUCUGCCUCUGCGCAACACAAGGAGGGUUUAUUCCGCGGCGUCUUGUCAUUGCUUGGCGUGAACAGUCACCGCACAGGACACAUCUCACAGGACAGCCAGCGUCCACCUACCAGUGGAAAUAUCGACUGGAUCCUCAUGGAUCCCUGGGAUGACCCCGAGGCGUCCAGCAAAGGCCGAGCGAAAGACAGUGCUACAGACGUUCGGCAGACUGGGGAUGGGGAUGGGUUCGUUAUCGGAGUGCAAGACUGGCGGGAUCCAGACCUAGUGGCCCCGAUGAGCAGCUCCAUCGCAGCACCGACCAGUGUCUCCCAGACGGACGGGUCACACUCUACACACGGUCCACUGAAAGGUGGCAGUAUCACUCCCGGAAGUGGCGAAUACCGUACUAUUGAAAAGCCCAGUGCCAACAAGGAAGCCAAUGUCAAGACAGUGGCUAGUCAAGACGCCGAAGCGGAUAAGAAAGAAUCUGUGCAGAGUGGCAGCUGGUUUGCCAAACACUUCGGAUGGGUAAAGGAAAGUGAACCAGAGCCCAGUCUUUCCUCGCGCGACUAUUCGGAAGCGAGGAAAUUGCAGAAUGACUCGGCGCAAAAGCGUCAAGGGGCGAAGGUAUUGGAGCAUGAAGGGUUAUGGGUUACGUUGACCCCAACGAGCAUGUCCACGAGCCCCUUUUUCGACACGCUUCUCGUCCUUGUGGUCAGCCCGUUGUUAACCUUGACCGUUGUUUAUGUGCUUCUGUUGCUUCGGUCUCGUAUCCGCCGCCGGCGGUGGCGAGCUCCUAAAUCCCUUGUUGACCGUCUCCCGGUCAGAACAUACCACACGAUCAGCACGCCCUCAUCGUCGAGCUCCAUCCGAUCAGUCAGCCCUGGUCCGGUUUCCCCGACAUCUCCGCUAUUGGGCUACUCGGCACUCCCUGGCUAUCGGUCGCGAUCUCAGAAAGAAUCUACCAUUGAUAGCCCAAAGAGCCCGUCCAAAAAGGAAAAGUCGGGCUCGUCUACGCUGUGGCGGCGCAAGUACACCGGGCGGCAGGUGGAAUGUGUUGUGUGCCUGGAAGAGUACGUGGAUGGACAAAGCCGGGUGAUGAGCUUGCCCUGUGGGCAUGAGUUCCAUGCCGAGUGCAUCACCCCUUGGCUGACUACCAGACGUCGCACAUGCCCGAUCUGCAAAGGAGAUGUGGUCCGGUCGCUGGCUCAAAACAGGGCUGUUGAGACGGCGUCCGAAUCUACCGAGUCAACAACCCACAGUGAUCACGAUUCAGGAUCACAUAACGCCUCUGCCCCUGUCCCGAUCGCUGGUCUGAGUGAGGAUGAGAUGUCAGACCCUGAGCGACAAACUGGGCCAGCAGAUGGACUUCUUAGCGGACAAUCUUCCUCGGCUCCACAACCCGGCUGGAGGAACUUUGCUGCGCUGAGCUUUUCGGCCCUGAGCGGCGAUACAAUCUGGCAUCAGGGUCGGACUGACAGCGACCACAGAUGA